This is a messenger RNA of Baudoinia panamericana UAMH 10762, 992 nucleotides long. RefSeq lists its product as uncharacterized. The record is from RefSeq and is a predicted model, not a curated record. Bases 319 to 885 code for a protein of 188 amino acids. NCBI's taxonomy places the organism in Eukaryota, Fungi, Ascomycota, Dothideomycetes, Mycosphaerellales, Teratosphaeriaceae. The transcript is spliced from 2 exons.
UUUGUUAGCAAUGCAUUGAACAGCGGGUAGGAGGGUUUGCGGUUACUUACCGUGGUGGGUGUGUGCGUGGAGGAAGAAAUGGUUGGGCCCGUUGGCGUGUGAGAUGCGGUGGUGUUCGUUACCGGGCCGUUGGUUGGCGGUGUGACUGUGGACACGGUGACGGGACGAGUGGUGCUGCCAGUGCCAAUGCCGGUGCCAGUACCACCAGUGGAGAUUGGACGGGUACCGCUGGAGAUGACGGUGCCGGUGCCGAACUGGGUGGAGUUGCCGUAGCCGGUGGGAGUAAGUGUCCUUGUUCGGGUAGUUGGUGCGGUUGAAAUGGGAGGAUUGAUACCAGUGCCAGAUGACGUGCGCAAUGAGGUUGGGGUGCUGCUGAUUCCAGCGCACACGCCAGUAGUGCAGGUCAACGUUGACGUGAUCGUCGUGAGGAUCGUCGAGGGAGAACCGGUGCACUUGGUCUCAGUGCACGUUACUGUCUUGGAGGUCGUGAUCGUGGUAACAAUCGUAGUGCCAUUGCGUGAAGUGGUUGGGGUCGGGCUACCAGAUGCGGGGUCGGUGUUCAAGCUGGUAGUGAUGGGCCGGCUGCUGGUUGGCGAUGUAGAGCCAGUUCCCGGAGCUGAUGAGGAUCGGCUGGAGGAUGGUGCAGAGGAGAUUGGUGUGCUGGAAGGCACGGAGGAUGUCAACGAUCUGGAGGGAUCGGACGAGGUAGAGGAUCGCACGGAGGAAAUCGAGAAGCUUGACGGGAUUGACGUGGUCCGAAUGGACGAGGUUGCAGAAGUCGAUGGUAUCAAGGUCGUGCUCACAGACGAUUUAGAGAUGCUAGUCGAUGUGGAAGCAGAGGGACAACAUAUUAUUAAUUCUGGAAAAUUAGAGAGCGCUAAGUGAACGAGUGACUGAGUGAGCUAACGUGUAUGUCAAAGGAGUGACUAUGGCAAUAUGCCUGAAAUGUGUGAAGAAGAAGAGCACCUCAGUACGUAUCGUCUUGCAGAGGG